Molecule: messenger RNA, 6858 nt
Organism: Anopheles stephensi (Asian malaria mosquito)
Lineage: Eukaryota; Metazoa; Arthropoda; Insecta; Diptera; Culicidae
Gene: Gp210
Product: nuclear pore membrane glycoprotein 210
Exons: 8
Coding region: 241-6099 (1952 amino acids)
Cellular component (GO): nuclear pore
Source: RefSeq, a predicted model, not a curated record
UUGAAGCGCGGACACCGGCAUUCAGACGUUGUUUACAACGGUUCCGUAGCGCACGCAGCUGUGAACACCAAGAAGAAGCAUCCAAUUUUACCAACCGCAAAGUCACGCUGUCCGUGCGCUUGAUGAAAAGUUGUGCAGUAAAGUGAGAAAAGCUUCAUUCCGGAAACGGAAAUUGAACCUGCGUAGCGUGGGGAGUGUUGUGUUGGCACGCGCGGUGUGUGUGUGUGUAGCCCGAAGGGCAUGUGGAAAAUGAAAUCAUCAUGGCUGGGGCUGACGCUAGCCGUGGUUGUGCUGUGUACGACCACGCGCUUGGCUUCCGCCACCAAGCUGAACUAUCCGCGUGUGUUGCUACCCAUCUUUGACCACAUUUCCGUGAACUUCACGCUUGAGGUCGUCGAGAAGGGAUGCUUCAAGUGGACUUCGUCACGGCUUGACCUAAUCCAAAUUACGCCUUCCUAUGACGACAUCGACGAGGAUUGCUCGUACCGUGUGGUGGUGACCGUUAUCAACAAGGAAAAACGCCGCAACACCGCUAUCGUGCUGGCGGAGGAUCUGGUAACCGGCGAGGUGCUCCGUUGCGAUGUGAUCCUGGAUGUGAUCGAUCAGCUGGGCGUGCUGACGACGACGCGCGAGCUGUACCUGGAGGAAGCGCCGGAAACGUUCGAGCUGUGGGCACAGGACGCACAGGGCAACGCGUUUACCACGCUGGAGGGAAUCGAGUUCCACUGGCAGAUAGCUUCCCAUCGGUCGCACGAUUCACGGCACGGUGGUGCUGGGGAUAGUAGCUGGAGCCAGGUGCUGCGGUUUUUGACAUUUUCCGAGAGCAAGUUCCAUGUCGUUCCACGACCAAUCGAACGACUCGAAGUGGCCGGAGUGCAAGGAUACAUGGUGCUGCUGGAGGGUAUCAAUACCGGAUCGGCUAGAGUGACAGCUAGGUUGCCGCAUGCCGAGUAUUCCCACGUCCCACCGGUAGACGUUAACAUUAUGGUGCUGGCCAACCUUAUACUGGAUCCGAGCGAUGUGUACAUUCUACCCGGCGACACGAUCGAGUUCAAGGUGCUGCAGCUGAAGCAGGGCAAGCUGCACGAAAUUGCACUCAACAGUCAGUACUACCUGGAGAUUGAAGAUGCAACGUUUGCCAGUAUGAGUGGGAAUGCAGCCAAGGGUGUACAGGUGGGCAGAACAUUCGUACUGCUCCGUGACCGGAACGUACCGCACGACACGAACGCGGUGAAUGAUGAGGCAAACUCGAAGGCAACCCUGCCGAAAGCUAGCCUUACGGUGGUGGAUCCGAUGAAGCUGACCAUCAAUCUGUUACCACACUACAACUGGGUAACGGUUGAGGGAGAGAAUCACGAGAUUGCGUUGAAUCUGUUCACGCACGAUGAUCAUCAGAUUACGCUGGGGGCAAAGUACAAGAUCAAGUCCACGUUUGACGAAUCGCUGUUCUAUCCGAUCCGCGUAACGUCUAACGGAAGCAGCAUCUUUGGCGAAACGAUCGCAACUGGCAGCAGCCCAGUAACGGGCAAGUUUGAAAAGCUUUCGGCCAAGGCGGAAAUGAUUGUGUACAAGCGGCUAGCGAUCGAUCCACCGGAAGUGAUCCUAUCGUUCGAUCCUAACCUGCGCCGGCAGAAGCUUCAGUUCACCGCUACCGGUGGUGAUGGAGCGUACAGUUGGUCUUCCCAGGAUGCGAACGUGGUGGCCAUAUCGCAGACCGGUUUGGCCGAAGCACGCCUGGACCAGAUCAAGGGUGUGAACGAUAUGGCGACCGAUACCGAAAUGGCAAAGGUUACCCAGGUGAAGGUGGCCAUGUCGCGCAACGUUCGGAUCUACGUCACUGCUCAGGUGAUGUUCCUGCCCCCGAUAAAGCUUGAAGUCGUACGGUACAACUUUGAAACCGCGCUGAAGGAUUACGUUCGGCUGCAUGUAGGGCUGUGGGCUCGGUACAACGGAACGCUGAAACCGUUCACCUCCUGCGACAAUCUACACUUUGAGCUGGAGUUUAGCAAUCCCAUCUUCAUGUCGGAGACGUUUUCCUCGGUGAAUGGAGAAAGUGAAGAACCGCUAGCUAAUGGCGCUUGCCGCAUACUUUACCUUCGCUCGACGAUGGUCGGGCAGACGAGCUUGAAGAUCACGUAUCGCUAUUUCGACAAGCUGCUGAGCGAUCAGGUUAAUUUGAACGUGUUCGAACAGCUGGCGAUUGAGAAUCCGGUCGAGAACGAGGUCGUCCUACCGAUCGGUGCCUCGCGCAAUCUGUUCUACUACAACGGACCGGAGCAUAUCUUCAACUCGGAGGCAGAAUUGCAGCGUCAGCUAGUUUACGAUCAGAAAGCGCUCGAGGUAACGCCGCUGGGUAGUGGGUUCUCUAAGGAUAAGCACAUUCUGCGAGCACUCUGCAAGAAGCUGGGCGACUACGAGCUUAAGCUGGAAGUGUUCAACACACUGAACGCGCCCAACGUGGUACCGUACGUGACCGAAUUCGUGACGAAGGUGUACUGCGUGAAGCCACGCUUCGUAAACCUCAUCACCACGGACAAGGUAAAGGCGGGAUGUCCGCUUGAGCGCCGGAACUCGAUGAUGCACGUCAAAACGGCCGACAACUCCGAGCGGAUGACGAUCGACAUCGAGGUGCUGGAUGUGCAGAAUCGUAAGCUGGCAAACAUUUCCUCGCUCCUGCUGGAAUGGAGCUUUACAUCCGUGGACACACAACCGUCUUCCGGCUCGUCGACGGGAGCGGGCGAGACCGCACUCGUACUUAAUUACGAUUACAAAACGGAGGUGGAACGUUUGGAGGGUGUCGAAAUACCCGGACGAGAUUACUUGCAGCUGAACCUUCCCCGAGAGCUGGAAGCGAAUCUGAAAGUUAAAACGAUCGUUGCGGACUAUCGUGCGGAAGUGCUUAAACGGUACGCGAUCAAACCGGAAAGCCCCCCGUUCGGUGUGCAGAAGAAGGCAGGUUCGGCCCUCGUGAAGCCGGUCAUUGAAAAUGAGCUUAACUUUGUGUCGGUCAAUCGUACGCUGCUGCCGUACGAUCGGCUAACGCUGUUCCUUACCACCGAUGCGGUCGAACGUAUUAGAGUUGCACAGGGAAGCGGAUUUUACGACAUAAAAGCGUCCGAGCCGGGCAUCGUGUCGGUACAGUUCGACGGCACCACACGCCAGAUAGUGAUCAGCCCGCGCAAGAUCGGUGAGGUGAAGCUGGAAAUAGCGGACCAGUGUCUCAGUACGGAAGCGAGCUUCCUGCACGUGUCGGUUGUGACGGUGGGGCGUAUCACGGUACUGUCGCCGGAUCGGGUUGAGAAAACGAAAAAGAUUGAAGCGAUCGUACGGUUGUACGAUAGCAACGAUCGACUGCUGGAGGUGAAGCGCGAUCGGUUGGAGCUGUACGAUCUUCGGACGGAGGUUUAUAAUCCGACCGUACUGAACCUUGCACUCGGCAGUCAAUCGCAGCUGGGCGUCGGGGAGAUCCGGUACAUCGUGACCGGUAUGGAGCUGGGCGAAACCAAGUUCAGCGUCAGCUCGGGCAGUGGAAAGGAAAUGGUAACGAGCGGUCCGGCAACGGUACAGGUGUUUCCACCGCUGAUGCUCUUGCCACGUAAUGCUACGAUCCUGGUGGGAAGUACGCUGCAGAUUUAUAGUAAGGGCGGCCCCGCACCGGACACGAACAUCAUUUACAGUGUGCAAAAUGCGGACAUUAUCGAUGUCGAAGCAAACGUCGCCAGUGGACUGAAGAUCGGCCGCUCGAAGGUAACGGGUCGCUGUGUGGGCGUGAAUCCUACGACCGGCGCUCAGAUUGUGUUUUCCGAGGACAGCAUCAUCAUUCAGGUGAUUCCGCUGGAUGCGAUCGAGUUGCGGACACCGUUGAAGCGCAUACAGGCCGGCGCAACCAUGCCGGCAUACGUGUGGGCCGCGCCCAACAUCUCCCCCCUGGUGCUCGGUACGGUGCAGAACGUGCAGAUCCGUUGGUCUACCGAUCACGGCGACGUGCUUGAUGUGCGCGGUGUGUUCCAGGAUGUUGGUGUCGAGUAUCGGGCCCGUGAUGCGAUUGCGAUGCGCGUUAAAGCUCUCGCACCGGGUAGAGCGACUCUGCACGUAACGCUCGUAACGCCUAGCGGAGUGAAGCUGUCCGCCAAGACGGAUGUGACCGUGUUCCGUAUGUUGGAGCUGGUCGCGCCGAAAGCGAUCCGGUACGAUUCGAUUCUGCUACCACUGCGAGCUACGAUUCAGCUGAAGUCCAAUCUGGACGAUGCCGUGUACCACCUCGACAGCGAAACAUCGUCCAGCGGUGUGCUGCAGGUUACGCGUGACGGAUUGGUAAAGAGUGGCGACGCUACCGGGCGCGUGCAGGUGGUUGCCUCCUCGCAGGACCAGUCGCUCACGAUCCCGCUCGAGGUAAAGCCGGUCCACUACAUUAUGGCCUCGCUGCAACCGGGAACGGUAAAGUUGAGGCGAAUCGAGCACAGCAUCCCGCAAGGAUUUAGCCUUUCCCUGAAGGUGUCGCUGCACGACAGUCUCGGGAACGAAUUUUCGCACGGGCUGGAGGACGUUUCGGCACUCAAGCAGAAGCUGUCGAAGCGUGGUAAUGUGUUGAUCAGCACGGGCAGCAACUACACCGUAGCGCUGGAGCUGAUUCGUGAAACGUCCGACAUGCUGGUGGUCGCGUUGCGUGACCAGACGGGUGUAAAGUUUGGCGAAGAUUUCCUGAAGCUGGUCGUUGGGGAAGAAUCGAGCGGGUUGGCGUUCCCUGCCAGAGGUGUGUUUGCGGUGGGAGAUGUAGUGUGCUUCAGUUCCCCGCUGCUCAGUUCCGAUGCACGGUGGAGCAGCUCGGAUGAGUCGUUGGUGAAGAUCGACCCCAAAACGGGUGUCGCGCAGGUGCUGGGCACUUCGGCACGUUCCGGUGGGGGUAGUUCCGAGGACGUAGUGACGAUUCGUCACGGUGAUCGUCGGAACGGUGGCAUAUCGUUCAGCGUGGACGUGCUGGAAGCGGAUCGGAUUGAGUUUUUCAAGAGCUACGAUAUCUUCAACGGCAACUCGUACCGAGGGCAUCUGGUGAUCAAGAACCAUCUGCAGAUGGACAAAUUGGUGAACGUGAUCGCAAUGAAUGUGUCCACCUGUCGGGAGCAGGUGGAACGCUCGUUCGGGAACUUGUUCCACUGUAAGCUCACCGUGCGCCAGGGAACUCCGGACUUGUUAAAGCAUUUCAAGGCGCUGCCCGGUUACGAUCCAACGAUCGGUGCGUACAGCUGUAACAUCGAGCUUCUGACGACGCUGGACGAUGUGGCGAAUGUGAUCAAGACGAACGAGUACACGCUGGAGCUGGAGGUUCGUCUCACCGCCUCGGGACUGACCGAUACGUCUACGCUCAAAAUGGUGCCAGCGGUACGCAUCGAACCGGAAGCAAUCGCGGUGGAUCAGAUCAGCAAGCAAAGCCUGAUGAUUGCCGGGCUCGAUCGGGUACUGCAGAAGGUUGAGGUGACGUCAUCCGAUCCUGCCGCCCUAGCCAUCCGCCAGCAGCAAAAGCAACCGGGGCUGCUCGAGUACCGGCUCGAACUGCUGUCGACCUACAGGGAAGAGUGGGCCGACAGUUUGGCCGUACUGAUUCACUCACCGCUUACGUUGCAGAAUGUUAGGGUUCCGAUCAAUUCACCGACGGUCCCGAGAAAAUGUGCCACACAACCGUUCACCAGCACGCCCGAUUUGUUGGUAAACUACAUGAGCAACUUUGGUCUACUAAUUUCCGCCGUGACGGUGCUUGCCGCAACAGUUUGGGUCAUUGUUUUCUGCUUUCCCCAGCGACAGAAGACGGCCGCCAACGGAAAUGUGCACUCGCCAUUUAAAAAUGAGCACAAUUUAUCAUCCUACGAUAAUAGGAUAAGCGGCAGUCCAUUUGCUAGUCCAUUAGAGAAGCGCGGCAGUAAUCUACAGUCAUCGUCACCGUUCGCCGGCGGUGGUAGCCCGGGUAGCCAUCAUAGCUUUGGCGGUUCGCAAGGCAAUCUAAGUCAUGAUUUCAACACGAGCGGUACCUCGCACGGCUCACCGAUCUACGGUGAUGCGACCAUAAUAUCGCCCCAAAAGCGGGUAAACCGACGUUACCUGUAAAUAUAUAGUCCUGGAUAAGUAAUGGAAGCGCAGGCCAGCCGCUCUUUCUCCUUCGCUCCACGCAAAGCUAUCGUUUGCCAAGAACAGGAACUAGGUUGGCUAUAGCUGACUUUGAAAAGCUCGGUGGAAAUUUCGCAUCGCAAGUACUGAAAGCAACAGACAUUUACAUUUUUCCAACCACUUCCAAUUGCGGGUUUUAGAAGCGCUGGCGGAACCGCUAGAUGAGUGUAACUUUUUUAUGUAAGCAGUGUUUUCCUACAAGAAUGAUUUAAAAAAUGAACUUUAUGACGGCAAGGCUAGAACUUUUACUUCCCAUUUUUUUGCGACUUAUUUGUUUUAAUGAUAGUUUCACUGCUGCUAAGAUUUGUUUGACGACCGUUAAUUUCUGCUUUCAUUGCGUUGUUUAUGAAUACUUCUACUUUUUACUGUUAUUGAAACUAUUUUUCUAUGAACUUUUGGUUUGGCUUGCAGCAGUUGAAAAAAACAAACUGAAAGCAGCUUCUAAUUUGUAUGCGUGUGUGUGACUUAAGCAUAGUUUGCGCUUGAAUUUAAGUAACAGAUAGAAUUGUCUUUGCCAACAACAGUCGACCAUGAGAAAGAGAGGGAGAGAGAGCAAGAGAAGAACAUUCAGACCAAGUUUGCGGGACAGUAUGGAUGCGACGCAAACUUAUUGAAACUACAACCCGCAACAAUGUACAUACCUCAGACUGUCGGUUAGGUUAGGAAGAAACAAAUAAAUUCAAAUGAAACACCUUAAAA